Messenger RNA from Juglans regia (Persian walnut), 1974 nucleotides. RefSeq names its product neurofilament medium polypeptide-like. Bases 138 to 1610 code for a protein of 490 amino acids. The record is from RefSeq and is a predicted model, not a curated record. Lineage: Eukaryota; Viridiplantae; Streptophyta; Magnoliopsida; Fagales; Juglandaceae. The transcript is spliced from 2 exons.
UACCCACUUUAACAAGCAAUGAAUAUGUGCUUUAGUCAUUUUCUCAAACCUUUUUAUGCUCUUUCUAUAAUGGAAAUCCCUCUUAGCAGUCACUCACCAAUGUGCUCCUAUAUAACCUCUUUCUGAAUUAACAGAAAAUGGAAGGCCUUUUAUUCACCGAAAAAACAUUGAUAGUGAUCAGAGUAUCAGCUAUGGAUGUGGAAUUUGGACUCAAGCUCACAAAAACCAUGGAUGAUCUCGCUUCUUUCGCCGACUUUCAGCUCAGCAAAGGCCGAGCAGGUCCUGUUUUCUUGUCUAGAGAAGAUGUCAACAUGUUCAUCCUCACUGUCCAUCUCCGAGGUUUUAAGAAAGAGAACAUUAAUAUCAAGAUAAGUGAAGAUGGGACACAAAUUACAGUUCAUGCAGAGAAGCCGGUGCAGCAAACGGUAAUGAUAGGUCGCAUGGUACACAAGGAAUGGACAGAACUCAAGGUGUUUAGGAAGGUUUUCAAGAUUCCUGAUGGGGUGGUUUUGGAUCUGAUCAAGGCGGGGUUCAAAGAAGAAGGAUCAAUCUUGACGAUCAUCAUGCCUAAACAGGAGAAAGGAAUUCAUGGGGUUGGGGUUGAGGAAGUGAUGGAAGAAGAAGUUGGGAGAGUCACAGCAAAAUCAGAAAGGGAGGUAGUUGUAGCUGAUGAGUUCGCUGAAAGAGACAAGGUAGGAGUGAGAAUUAAGAAAGAAUAUGAAGUGCCCAAGAUUAAAACAAUAGAAGCUGACCAUGUUGUAGAGAAGGAGAUAGAUAGGUGGGGAUCAAAAAAGACUCAAACCGUUGAAGAUGCUCCCAGAAAAAAUCUUAUUGGAGAGAGAAUUCAUUGGAAAAAACCGGUAGCCGAGGAGUUCCCUAAGAAAGAAUACAUAGGAAAAACACUACCGGAGAAAACUGAAGAGCCUAAGGUUGAAAGCACUGAAGAAACUGAUAGGGCUGUGAAAGAGCCACUUAAAAGAGAGAAAGAAACCCGAGAGCCUGUGAGUAAACUUGCAGAAGAAACUAAACAUCAAGAAGUGUCAACCAUAGAACCUAUGUUGGUUGAACCCAGGAAUGAGACUGCUACGCCACGGAAAGAGCUUCCCGCAUUGAUAGAGCAGAGAAAGAAACAGGAGAUUCCAGAGGUAGAGAAAGUAGAACAAAGAGGAUUGGAGGAAGAAAAGAGCAUAAAGGAUGAAGGUAGACAAAAAAUACCUCAAGAACCACAAAGGCAGGUGUCACAUACAGAUGUUACAGAUUCAAUGAAAUCCAAACCUGAUCAAGAACUAGAACAAGCAGCAACUCCACAGCUACAAUAUCCUGCCGAACAGCAUGGCAAAGAUGAAGUUACAGAACGAGAAAAAACUUCCAGUAUAGGAGACGAGAUUCUAGAAGCGAGUAACGAAAGAAGUUCUCAAGAGAAAGAAGGUGAAUCGUCUGAAGCAGAAAGACAGAAAGAUCUUGGUGAGGGAGCAGCUCAGGAGAAGAAGGUCGCUUCAACAAGGUGUAAGCUCUUUGCUCCUUGUGUUGUUGCAGGAUCGGCCAUUCUCGUCUCUUUUAUAGCUCUUGUUAUUCACAGUGCAAAGAGAAGACAAGUAAAAAGUGCAUGAUUAAUCUUAAAAGCACAUUGGUUGGACUUAAUAUAGUGGGAAACACUUCAAAGCCAAAAUGACAAAUCUGAUCUCUUAUGCCUAUAUUGUUAAUCUGGUUUGCUGGUUUUAUGCCUUGUCCUAGAAAAUUGACCAAGUACUCGAUCAACUAAGUGUCUAUUCUUCUUUAGAUAUAUCAAAGAGAAGUCAGAAUCAAUGAUGUAUACCAAAUGCAAGCUGUUAUUUCACAAGUAGACACGAUUCAUACAGUUGGAAAUUAUUUGGGGGUUGUGGGUUAUGGUACCAUCAAACAUUUGCAUCUUUAUCUCGAGAAUUUUCUAGGAAGUUUGUAUACAUGAAUUAUUAUAUUCUCAAGCCGAUGUAU